GAGGCACCAGGCCUAUGAUCUUAAUUUUACAGAUAGGGAAACUGAGGCAUAGAGAAAGGAAAUGACUUGGCAAAGCUCACACAGCAGGUGUUACCGCAGGGGCUGGGGAGAAGGGAUUGCACAAGCCCACAAACAAGAGGAACCAAGUCCAGCAGGGCAGGCCAAGAGCCUAGCAGCAACCUAGCUAUGUGGGAUAGUGGCAUCGCAAGACCCUCCCACGCCCUCUGGGCUUACUUAACCCCUAGAGCCUCAGGCAUCAGCACUCACCAUCCUCCCCCAGCGUGAAGGAGCAAAGAGAGCCAUCAUGGGGAGCACCAGCCUGCUGCUCCUUGUGCUCAUCCCGGCAGGUGCCCUGGGGAGCUGGAUUAUCGGGGGGAAUGAAGUCAAGCCCCAUUCCCGGCCCUACAUUGCUUCCAUCCAGCUGGAUGGCCAGCACGUCUGCGGGGGAUUCCUGGUCUGGCACAAGUGGGUGAUGACGGCGGCUCACUGUGUGAUUCCCAAACACUCCCCCACCUUGCGCGUCGUGCUGGGGGCUCACUCCCUGAAACACCAGGAGGCCUCUCAGCAGAUCUUCAGCAUCCGGAAAUCCAUCAUGCACCCGCACUUCAACACCCGGACGGUCCACAAUGACAUCCGCAUGCUGGAACUGAACAAGUCGGCCAUCUUUACCCAGUUUGUGAAGCGGAUCAGGCUCCCCCGACCCAACACCGACCUCCCUCCUGGGGUCAUCUGCAGAGUGCUGGGCUGGGGCGACACCUCCAAUUUUGGCACCAUCCCCACCGAGCUCAGGGAGACCAAGACGACCAUCGUGGACAGGAAGAUCUGCAACGCGCUGUGGGUGGGUCACGUCAACAAGGACAUGCUGUGUGCGGCCAGCCUCAACAGCACCCUCCAGGGGGUCUGCUCGGGUGAUUCCGGGGGCCCCCUCGUCUGUGGGGCCAGAGUACAUGGCAUAGUCUCCUUCUCCGGGCAGAGGUGUGGGAAUCGCAGGUACCCAGACAUCUACACUCGGAUUUCCAAGUAUAUCUCCUGGGUCCAGGAUGUGCUGAAGCGCUUUUAAUACUGGAGACGAGAGCUGUGGGGGCUCCUUGUGUGACAGACAUUCUGAAGAGGGGGCAGUUGGGACUAUGAAAAAGAGGGAGGGAUCUUUCUCUAUUGGGCAGUUAACAUGCAUUUCACUAUAAAGUCUAUGGGGUCUGGUGUUUAGGAUGGAAGGAAUGUGCAUCAGGACUCCUGUGUUCUAUUCCCAGCUCUGUGAGGGGCAUGUGGUCUAGUGGCAACUAGCAGUCAGGGCUUCUGUGUUUUAUUCCCACUUGCCCACUGACCGCUCUUGGGAUAAGUCCCUUCCUCACACUGUGCCUCAGUUUCCCCAUCUGUACCAUGGGGAGAAAGGUACCUACCUCACAGGGCUGUUGGGCACCUCAUGAGUUAGUAUCUGUGAAGUGCUUGGAGAUGCUCAGGUGAAAGGGGUAGACAGGUGAUGCCCAUAAUGUUGCCUGAGAUAUUUUAGGAUGAGCCUAGCUCUCUGGGCCCACAGUUUCCUGUCCUACGCAGCCUCACGAAAUGGGUGUACAGAAGGAUACAUGCCUUUCCCAGACUGCCUGGAGGAUCAUCACCUAAUCCACGUAUGCUGCUUGAUGUAAUAUAACAGCCCAGGUGGGUCAGCUGCACCUAGGAUUGAACCUGCAACCUUUGGAUCUAAGCACACAGCCCUUUAUGGACUGAGCUAGAAAAGCCACCUCUGUGUCCACUUCACAACCUCUAUGUAGCCCAGCCACUAGCAGUGACACAGACCCCCACUGCUGGCCUGAGUUACACCUAAAUCCUUUUCACUGUGCUGUCCCAGACAGCCACCCCAAGGCAGCGUGGGCCCCACUCUCACGCUGAUCAGUAUCACAGCCUCUGGGCCCACAACGCUGGAGCGUUCCACUUACAGACCUUCGCUCAGAUGGCACCUGAAAACCUGGCAGAGGCUGAUCCAUCCCGUUACCUCCACUGACACCUGCCCUGUGGUCUAGUAUCCCUCCAGCCAUCACCCUGCAGGGACAGAAACGCUUCGCUGGCAGAAGCUGGAAUGGCCAUCGCUGCUCGCACCUCAAAAAAGGGGUCAGUGGAUCCCUGAGCUCGGGCCCUGUUUGUUUGCCUCUGCUGCCUUUGGAGAUUUCCAGCCUAAGAAGGCAGCGGGGUGGAGCUACAUACAAGGAGCCUCUCCCCAGCCCUGUGUGCAAGAGCAGCCACAUGCUUGGUCCUUGCAGCCCUGGCAUGCCUGGGGUGAGCCCCCUGCACUGGUAGAAAUUGAGGGGAAGGGAUUCAUUGCACCAGGAUAGCUGGGACACCCAGGCUGGGCCUGUAGCUGGGGCCAGCCUUGGAGCAGAUCCUCAGGAGCAGUGGCUCUCCAACUGCACUCCGUGUUAGGGGGUUGGGUGCACCUGAGCCGGGCAGGGGGUCAGUGGAUCAAGGGGGCAGGUCUCACCUCCGGAGACAGAGUAAGAGCCCAUUGGUAUGCCCGUAGCGCAAUAAGGGACCUGCUGCUCUCUGGUCUGCCAGCAGGGGCCGAAUUUGGCUGCAUUACUUACAGCCUGAUCCAAAACCCACAGAACUCAGCGGAAAGAGCCCCAGCGCACAUCUACCCUGCAAAGAAAGGGGCCGGGAUAGAGACAGCCUCACUGCAUCAAUGACUACCACAGGCAUAACCUGUGAAUGCGACAACGAAACAUUUGUCUGGCUGCUGCUAGGGGGCGCUAUGCUGCUAGAGACACUAUUUCAGAGGCGACUGACGCCCCGUCCCUUUGUAACCAUUAAAUAACCUCUGGCAAAAGUCAGGGUGUCAGGUUAACCGCUAGCCCAUACCCCCUUCCACAGCUAGGUAUAGAGCCAGCAAUCCUGCCCCCGCCCCCACCAAAUCCUGCUGCAACCACUAGAUCACACUGCCUCCCCCAGAAC
Messenger RNA from Dermochelys coriacea (leatherback sea turtle), 2943 nucleotides. It is a transcript of the gene PRSS57, whose product is annotated as serine protease 57. Gene Ontology annotation, biological process: proteolysis. Lineage: Eukaryota; Metazoa; Chordata; Testudines; Dermochelyidae. Gene Ontology annotation, molecular function: serine-type endopeptidase activity. Bases 305 to 1060 code for a protein of 251 amino acids. The transcript is spliced from 6 exons. The record is from RefSeq and is a predicted model, not a curated record.